CGAAAACUUUUUGUUUGAGUGCUAAACGCUUUAUUAAACAAUUUAAUUGGUAGUAGCAAGUGCUGGAAUCAACAGAGCUUAUAUAAAUGCCGCCAUGGAUGCAAUUACGUUUGGCGUAUUGACAAUUAGUGACACCUGUUACCAGGAGCCGGCGAAGGAUCGCAGCGGUCCGCGUCUGGUGACGCUGAUACGCGACUCCUUUGACAAUGCCCAAGUGAUUGCCAGUGUGCUGCCCGAUGAGCGGGAUCUCAUACAGCGGGAACUGCGCAAGUGGAUCGAUCGAACGGAUGUGAGGAUCAUCAUAACCACCGGCGGCACCGGCUUUGCGCCGCGUGACGUCACGCCGGAAGCAACCAAGCCGCUGAUCGACAAGGACUGCACUCAACUGACCCUGGCCAUUGCCCUGGCCUCGCUCCAAAAGACCAAAUUCGCGGCAUUGUCUCGCGGCAUUUGUGGCAUUGCCGGCAACACGUUGCUCAUGAAUUUCCCAGGCAGCGAGAAGGCUGUCGGCGAAUGCUUCGAGGCGGUGCGGGAACUGUUGCCACAUGCCGUCCAUCUGAUUAGUGAGGAUGUUCAGCUCGUGCAGCGCACACAUGCCGAGGUGCAGGGCGCAAUCACAACAAGUACGACAACUACGACACAGCAACGACUCCAUCGGGAUCAUGUCUGUCCACACAAAACAGGCGCUGGCAACGAUGUGGACCGCAAUUCGCCAUUUCCCAUGCUACCAGUGGAUCAGGCGCUCAGCACCAUCAUGAGCGUGGUGCAGCGGAACAACAGCAUCUGUCAGCAACUGGAAUCACUGCUAUCGCCAGUGAAUAUACCCCCGUUUCGGGCAUCCAUUAAGGAUGGUUAUGCCAUGAAGUCCACUGGGUUUUCGGGCACCAAGCGUGUGCUUGACUGCAUAGCAGCCGGCGACAAGGUCAAUCCACAUCCGCUGCAGGAGGAUGAGUGCUUCAAGAUCAAUACGGGAGCACCGCUGCCCGAGCAUGCCGACUGUGUGGUCCAAGUGGAGGACACCAAGUUGCUGCAGCGCGACAAAUAUGGCGAGGAAAGCCUGGUUGACAUUUUGGUCGAACCCAAGGCUGGUCAAGAUGUGCGAUCCAUUGGAUAUGAUCUGCAGAAGGGCGACAAAGUGUUUCCCGCCUUCGAUGCCUCACCGGUUGUCACCAAAUCCUUGCUGGCCUCCGUUGGCUGCCAAAUGCCACUGCGCAAGCCCAAAGUGGCCAUAAUCUCAACUGGCAGCGAGCUGCUGGCUCCCAAUCAGCCAACAGCAGCUGGUAAAAUCUAUGACUCGAAUACAACCAUGCUGGAGGAGCUGUUGCUCUACUUUGGCUUCGAUUGCAUGCAACAGCAUGUCCUGGGUGACGAUUUGGACAGCAUUGAACACACGUUGUCUGCUCUCUUUGAGGCUGUCGACUUUGUGAUCUGCAGCGGUGGCGUCUCAAUGGGCGACAAGGAUUACAUUAAGCCUGUCCUGCAAUCCCUCAAUUUUCAGUUACAUUUCGGACGCGUCAAUAUGAAACCAGGCAAACCAAUGACCUUUGCCAGCAGGGAGAACAAGUAUUUCUUUGGACUGCCCGGUAAUCCCGUGUCGGCUUUUGUCACCUUCCAUCUGUUUGCGUUGCCCGCCAUUCGUUGGGCAGCGGGAUGGGAGCGAGCCAAGUGCUCCUUGCCCGUGGUCAAUGUGACGCUGCUCAAUGAUACCAUCGAUUUGGAUGCACGUCCCGAAUAUGUGCGCGCUUCCGUGACCAGCAUUAAAGGCCAGCUCUAUGCCAGCGUCAAUGGAGACCAGAUCAGCAGUCGACUGCAGAGUAUUGUGGGUGCCGAUGUGCUCAUCCAUUUGCCGGGACGCUCGGCAGAGAAGCACUUUGUGCGAACAGGUGACAUCUUGAGUGCCUCCGUGUUGCGCUUCGAUUUUAUUUCAAAGUACGAAUAGUUGAAGAAGCACAGCGAGUCUCAACCUAAAUGCAUCACAAAAAUUAUCACAAGAAUAAAAUGGCAAAGAAAACAGUCUUUAUAUUUUGUAUAUAUACAUAUACAUACAGUUAUAUAUAUAUAUAUAUUUUUGAUAUGUUUGUAUAUUAUUUAUUGUGUAUAAAUCGUAACAUUAUGUAUACGCAAUGGUUGCCGCCAAAUCCCGAACCAGGCAGCGUCUACAACAGGUCUACAAAUAAAAUGCAGCAUAAUG
Molecule: messenger RNA, 2191 nt
Organism: Drosophila innubila
Lineage: Eukaryota; Metazoa; Arthropoda; Insecta; Diptera; Drosophilidae
Gene: cin
Product: molybdenum cofactor synthesis protein cinnamon
Exons: 8
Coding region: 95-1939 (614 amino acids)
Biological process (GO): glycine receptor clustering; gamma-aminobutyric acid receptor clustering; postsynaptic neurotransmitter receptor diffusion trapping
Cellular component (GO): dendrite; cytoplasm; postsynaptic specialization
Molecular function (GO): molybdopterin molybdotransferase activity
Source: RefSeq, a predicted model, not a curated record